Durusdinium trenchii is the source of this 707-nucleotide messenger RNA. The record is from the annotation of a GenBank genome assembly. Lineage: Eukaryota; Dinophyceae; Suessiales; Symbiodiniaceae.
GAGGUUUGUUUUCUCCCUCUUGAACAUGCAGAUCCUCAAACGAUCUCAAAGGUCUUUGAGAGCAAACGCCUGGGAAGCAUGGCAGUGCUGUUGGGUGAGCAGCAAAUCCUGUUGGGCGCCACCACAUUUCGCACGAAAUUCCCAGAGCCUCGCUAUGACAUGGAUUCCGUGCUGCAAGGUGGCAUUGAUGCCUGCAUGUCUGGCGCGGCGGGUUACAUCCUCACCUUGGGUGUGGUUGAAGGCGCCCGAGGAAGAGGGCUAGCACAAGCGCUACUGAGAAAGACGAUUGAGGCCAUUCAGGCGCAGUUGCCCCAGCUGAAAGCGAUUUGGGUCCAUGUGAUUUCCUACAAUCAUCCAGCCAUUUCCCUAUAUGAACGCAUGGGCCUUCAACUGGUGAGGCGUUUUCCCCGAUUCUACAACUUUCAUGAUCAAGUCUGGGAUUCUUUUCUUUAUGUGCUCUAUGAGAAGGGGGGCCGGCCCCCUGAGAACCUGGCCUUGGAACUUCUCAAGGAAGAGGUCUUUGCCAUGAUCACAAGCUUGAAUAGUCCACAGGCUCUAAGGCAGCGCUGCAAAGUUUGGUUCUGCUGGUGCCGAAAACGGAAGCUCAGCAAAGCUUGAGAGGAGUCGCCGACCACCUGAGUGAUGUGGUGAGUCCAAAAGACGACGUAGCGGGUGAUUGUGCCUGGAGAAAGAGUCGUACGAGGUCA